Molecule: messenger RNA, 1608 nt
Organism: Cordyceps militaris CM01
Lineage: Eukaryota; Fungi; Ascomycota; Sordariomycetes; Hypocreales; Cordycipitaceae
Product: ankyrin repeat-containing protein, putative
Exons: 6
Coding region: 1-1608 (535 amino acids)
Biological process (GO): glycerophospholipid catabolic process
Molecular function (GO): glycerophosphocholine phosphodiesterase activity
Source: RefSeq, a predicted model, not a curated record
AUGCACGCUGCAUACCGUGGCCACCUCACCACUGCGUCUCUAGACGACCUGACGACAGAUGGUAACCCAGGUGACGCGCUGGUCGGAAGAGCUCACAGCGAGGCACAAUAUAUACACAAAACCCUCGCGCCUGGUGAAAAGGCCAUUGUUGUCACGCUCGGCAGCGUCCAAGGCGGCCACGACCGAAAGACUCUCAACCUGCGCUCGCGAAGCGGGCUCGCCAACAACGCCCGUCUCGCGUCCCACUACCUAGAAAUCCUCAUUCACGGGGCCGAUUGCGGCUCCAAGAUUGUGCAGCUGCCGCUCUGGGCAGACUACAGCGCAGAUCCUCUUGUGGGCAGGCUCGGCCUGGACGCGCCGUCGCAAGUGACGGUGCGCCUCUGGCACGGUCAGGGCACGCCGGCCUCGCGCAACACGCUGGUCAGCAGCGGCACCGUGUUUCUGGGCGAUGACUUUGCCAGAUUCGGCGCUUCGCGCGAGAGCAUGCUGCGGGAGACGACGGUGGUCCUGCUCGACAAGGAGACUAUGGGGUUUGCGGGGACGGUGCUGCUGAGCUACGUGAUUGCGAAACCUUUUGAGGGCCUGGCGGAUGGCGAGCCGGCGAGUUAUACGAGGAAACCUGGUGAUCCCGUGUGGCUCGUUGGUCACAGAGGUCUCGGCCAGAAUACUGCUGGCAAGUCGAAUCUGCAAAUUGGGGAAAACACAGUCACACCUACAGACUUGGAGCCCCAUGUGCAGCUCACACGCGAUCUCGAAGCUGUCAUCUAUCACGACUUUUCCUUGAGCGGAUCCGGAUCCGACGUGCCCAUUCACGACAUUUCGCUCGCCCAGUACAAGUAUGCCGGCGACAUGCAAAACCCGCUGGGUGGUGCUUUGCUCCUCGAGUCGGGCGGCGGCGGCGGCACCGGGAGACCGCGCGCGUCCUCUACCGGCGAGCACUCCGUCCUCAAGGCGAUGCAGGCGCAGGAGCGCUUGCGGUAUACCGUUGACUUUGAUGGCAAAGGCUUCAAGGCGAACAUCCGGGGACACUCGAUCCAGGAUGCGCACGCUACGUUGGAGGAGCUCCUCGCCACUCUGCCAGAGGAAAUCGGAUUCAACAUUGAGAUGAAAUAUCAGCGCCUUCACGAAGCGGUUGAAGCAGGCGUGGCGUCCGUCACCAUUGACAUCAACACCUUUGUCGACGUCGCCCUAGAAAAGCUCCGACGGCUCGCCGGUCGCCGCCCCAUCCUCCUGUCGUCCUUUACCCCCGAAGUCUGCAUCCUCCUCAGGCUCAAGCAGAGCGCGUACCCCGUCCUGCUGAUUUCGAAUGCGGGCAAGCUGCCCCGGGCAGACAAGGAGGUGCGCGCUGCGAGCCUGCAGAGCGGCCUGCAGUUUGCGCGGUACUGGCGGCUGUCUGGGCUGGUGCUGGCGUGCGAUGUGUUCCUGCUCUGUCCGCGGCUGAUUUCGCUGGUCAAGAGCGCGGGACUGGUGUGCGCUUCGUACGGCCUGGGGAACAAUGACCCCGAGAAUGUAAAGAUGCAAGCGGAGGCUGGUAUUGAUAUUCUGAUUGUGGACAAGGUGAAGCUGGUUGCGGACGCCUUGGGCAAGCUGCCGUCGCCGACAGAGUGA